Messenger RNA from Cynara cardunculus var. scolymus (artichoke), 1359 nucleotides. Its product is annotated as pentatricopeptide repeat-containing protein At5g65560-like. Gene Ontology annotation, molecular function: protein binding. The transcript has a single exon. Bases 1 to 1359 code for a protein of 452 amino acids. Lineage: Eukaryota; Viridiplantae; Streptophyta; Magnoliopsida; Asterales; Asteraceae. The record is from RefSeq and is a predicted model, not a curated record.
AUGGAACAAUAUAAGGCUCGGUUACUCAGACUGGUUCAAUCCGGUCGAUUUGAAGACACUGACAUUGAUCAGCUGAGAGUCCUAAUCAUUAAAAGUUGUAAAACAAAGGAACAACUUACCGAUAUAGUUGAUUUCUUCGAUGACCUCAGAAAAAAAGGUCUCGCUUACGGGCCAUACAGCUCUAGUACCCUCUUACAUCAAUUGGCCCAGUUCAAAAUGGUCAAGACUGCCCAACGAACUUUUGUUAAUAUGAUUGCUUCCGGGUUCAAACCAAACCUCUGGACAUACAUGCCGAUAAUAAACAUGUUAUGCCGCCAUGCCUUGGUUCCGGAAGCAGAAUCAUAUCUAGAUCGGAUGUUAAAGUUUGGCGUGUGUCCCAAUGUGUACGUCUUCACAUCACUUAUUCUCGGUUAUUGUAGAGACAAGGAUAUCAAAUCCGGGUUUAGGGUGUGGAAAGAAAUGACGGAUCAAGGAAUUACACCAAAUACCUUGACAUACAACCAUUUAAUAAACGCGUUGUGCCAUGUCGGGAGGGUUGAUGACGCCCUAGACAUGCUAAACACAAUGAUCGGGAAUGGUAUUGAACCCACUGCUCGUACCUUUACCCUCCCGAUUUCCUCAAUGCGUGAAGCAGAUAUGGCAAUGAAGACUUUGGAUCUGGUGGUUAUCAUGAGAAAGAGGGGUUGUCCCCCAAACGCCGAGCACUACUCGCCUCUUAUCGGUGGGUUGUUCAAAAUCAGCCAACCGAAACUAGCCAUAGGCGUUCACCACCAUACGGUGAAAAGUCGAAUGAUUCCUCUAAACACAAGCACCUAUAAUGAUCUCUUACACGGAUUAAGGACAACAAGGAUGUUUGAUGCUGCCUUGAUGAAUUUUGAUUGGAUGGAGGGACACAAUAAUUUGUCAAAUAGCAUAACGUAUGGUGAAAUCAUAAGGGUGUGGUGCUUGAUAGGAAACCUCAACAAGGGUAUGAUGCUAUUGAGCAAAAUGACCAACGUAGACCCUUUGCCAACGGUUGUUUCUUAUAACAUCCUGAUGUAUGGAUGCAUCGAGCAAAUGGAUCUACAGAAUGCAGUAAGAUUAUUGAGUUUGAUGAAGGAAAAUGGAUUGAAACCAGAUCAAAGGACUUACGUUGUACUCAUUAACGGAUUUUGCAAAGCAGGGGACCUUGAUAGAGGUUUAGCUCUUUUUGGAGAAAUGGUGGAGCAAAAGGUGAUACCAAAUGAGUAUCAUUAUACCCCUUUAAUAGAUGCUCACAUCAAGCAAGAUCAAGUAGAAAUUGUCCUCUUUUUGCUAAGAGAAGAAGGUUGCAGGCCAGAAGCUGAAGUUUACAAUUCAAUUAUAGAUUGUUUUUUGUAA